Molecule: messenger RNA, 1639 nt
Organism: Cynara cardunculus var. scolymus (artichoke)
Lineage: Eukaryota; Viridiplantae; Streptophyta; Magnoliopsida; Asterales; Asteraceae
Product: GDP-fucose transporter 1
Exons: 1
Coding region: 368-1405 (345 amino acids)
Cellular component (GO): Golgi apparatus
Molecular function (GO): GDP-fucose transmembrane transporter activity; antiporter activity
Source: RefSeq, a predicted model, not a curated record
GAUGAACCAAUGGCAAUCCCAUGUAACACGGUAUUCAUUGUAGACCUGUCAAGUCCUCGAAAUCAACCCAAUCACUCUACUUCGAGCUGCCCAUCACUGGAUCGUCCCUCUUCUCACAUUGCCAUUAACAAAGGUACGUCUGGUGCUCGAUUUCACAGAUUCUAGUAUCAAUUCCUUUAGAUCCGAUCCCCAUUUCGUUCCUCAACGUUUUGCCCUAAUUCUAGCUCCAUCUUUCCGCUCAGUUUAUCAGAUCAAACCGAUUCUAUCCAAGUUCUAUUGUUUAUUUGAGUUGACCCUUUAAUUUACAAGCGCUUCUAUCAAAGUUCCAACUGAAAUUGGAAUCGUGUUAGGAGGAAUUAGAGAAACAAUGGCUGUUCCGAAGCAACAUUAUGCUACAAGCAGUCUUGUGAUUGGGUAUGCUCUGUGUUCAAGUUUGUUGGCUGUGAUUAAUAAAUUUGCAAUCACCAAGUUCAAUUACCCAGGUCUAUUGACUGCUUUGCAGUAUUUAACUUCAGCUCUAGGGGUUUGGAUUUUGGGAAAAUUAGGGUUUUUGAAUCACGAUCCGUUUGUGUGGGAAACCGCUAAGAAAUUCUUGCCGGCGGCUAUUGUUUUCUAUCUGGCUAUCUUUACAAAUACCAAUUUGUUGCGCCAUGCCAAUGUAGACACGUUUAUAGUUUUCAGAUCAUUGACGCCCCUUUUGGUGGCACUCGCUGAUACCACUUUUAGGAAGCAACCGAUUCCAUCAAAGCUUACGUUUUUAUCACUUUUGAUCAUCUUGGGUGGUGCUGUUGGCUAUGUUGCUACUGAUUAUGGGUUUACUUUGACUGCAUAUUCAUGGGCAUUUGCUUAUUUGAUCACGAUCACCACCGAAAUGGUUUACAUCAAACACAUGGUGACAAAUCUUGGGUUGAACACAUGGGGUUUUGUUUACUACAACAAUUUGUUAUCUCUUAUGAUGGCUCCAUUGUUUUGGGUUGCAACCGGUGAAUACUCGGAUGUGUUUGCAGCUGUUGGAUCCAAUGGUGGGAAUUUGUUUGAGAUUGUCGCGUUUACAGCAGUUUCAUUAUCAUGUGUAUUUGGACUUCUAAUCAGUUUCUUUGGAUUUGCUUGUCGUAAAGCCAUCUCCGCCACUGCAUUUACUGUAACGGGUGUUGUAAACAAGUUUCUUACAGUGGCUAUAAAUGUUCUGAUUUGGGAUAAGCAUGCUAGCCCAUUUGGGCUAUUCUGUUUGCUUGUAACUAUUGCUGGAGGUAUUUUAUAUCAGCAGUCUGUAACUGGAGUUACCAGCCCGUCUUCACAGCGGGACCCAGCAGCAUCUAAGCUGAUGGAAAGCAAAGAUGAUGGUGACGACUACACGGAUGAAGAUCAAGAAAAGGGCAUAUCUGGAAAAAUCUCUGGUGUAUAAGGAUUACAACAUCUCACUUAAAAGAGGUUCUGUCAACCAAAGCUUUUUUACACAUGUUAUCAAUGAUUCUCAGUUAGUUUUAUGUAUUAAAUUGUCAACUAUAUUAUCUGCUUUUGGAUUUCCAUCAUUAAUGUUAUCUCAAAUAGGUCUUUUUUCCCUCACUAUGAACGGUUCAUGCCUUAUGUCUUCGGGCAUCUUUGCUUUAUUAAAGUAGUGAAAACAUCACUUAUUUUG